Brugia malayi is the source of this 201-nucleotide messenger RNA. RefSeq lists its product as uncharacterized. The transcript is spliced from 2 exons. The record is from RefSeq and is a predicted model, not a curated record. NCBI's taxonomy places the organism in Eukaryota, Metazoa, Nematoda, Chromadorea, Rhabditida, Onchocercidae. The coding region runs from base 1 to 201 and encodes 66 amino acids.
AUGGGUUGGUCAGUUCUAUUCCAACGUCUUACUGUUACCACUGGUAUUGUUGUAAUUUUCGGUGGCGUUGCUUUGGGAGCAUAUAAACUACGCCAGUCAAGUGAUUCAUUGCGUGGGCGUGGAAUCUAUUGGAGGAAUCAGGAAAUGGAUGAUUUUGUACGCUGUAAAGAGGAAAAUUUGAAACGGACAGCUACGCCAUAA